This is a messenger RNA of Acytostelium subglobosum LB1, 1872 nucleotides long. RefSeq lists its product as hypothetical. The coding region runs from base 1 to 1872 and encodes 623 amino acids. The record is from RefSeq and is a predicted model, not a curated record. NCBI's taxonomy places the organism in Eukaryota, Evosea, Eumycetozoa, Acytosteliales, Acytosteliaceae. The transcript has a single exon.
AUGAAGAGAAAGUAUGAUCAAGAGGGACUGAACUCGAUUAGACAGCUCUUUGCAGACAGGUAUCUGGUGCGAUACAUCAUGCGGAAGGUCAAGGAGAUACAUAUACGUAUUGAUGGCCAACGGGCACCUUGGCAUUACUCUUGGCGAGACAUGACCACUCGCAGGUCAGUGAUCGGCUUCACGCUUGCUUGCGGCUACUUUGACACCUAUGUGCGGGUAAUCGAUCGUUGGAUUGCCAAUGGAGCGUCCCUCCCCGACCAGCUCCUGCCAUACCGGACGGGCUAUCACUUCCUCCAACAGCUGGUCUACUGCAACAUCUUAAAGGCACUAUCAUACGGAUCACUCACCGUUGCUCAGUUGACGAUGCUGUGCGAUCGCUACGACCUCCAUGUCGACAUGGACACAGCAGACCAACAAAGUGAGCGCUUCACCAACGAGCUCUACAAUCCAAACUUCGACGAGAUACCGGAGCGCAUUGAUGUUACAUAUUUCAUCAAUACCUGCAGUCUUGAUAUGUUCCGCUUCAUCUUUGCACUUUAUGCAUCGAGGCACACUCUAGACCAGAAUGCCGAGUUUGUCAAAGGAUGCAUCAUUUAUGCCCAGCAAUAUGGACGCGCAGACAUCAUUGCCGUUCUGGCUGAAGAAUACAGUCUCUCGGAUCCUGCUGUCAAACCACCUGCGACUGAGAGCGAGAUGUUACUCAACUCGCUCAACAGCAACAAUGUCGAGCAAAUCAAGAACUUGUUCGCGGAUCGCAAGCAUGGCGCCAUGAAACCGAACCAGCUUGUGGAGCAAACAACGAGUAACAGCCAACACCUUAUCAUGCUCGUUCAGCUGUUGCCCGAGAUUGGCGUAGAUAUUGGCAGCGCUCCUCUCUCGGGAUUGGCCUACCAUCUUGUAAACAGCGCCGCCAAACAUGGCCAUAUCGAGGUGAUAGAUUAUAUUCGGCAGCUACCCGAGUCCUGGCCAACACAUCGCCACUUACAUACUCCGUCACCAAUGGUGCAGGCAGCCGAGAACGGCCAUCUCCAGCUCGUGCGAUAUCUUCACGAACACAUUCCCGAAUGCAGGGGGGUCACUCAGCCCUCGUUCAGCGUAUGCAGCGGCUCAAUGGCAAUGGUCAAAUGGUUCGUGGAACACGACUUGCCGCUGCGCAAGCCAACACCUAUCGAAUGGAUGAGCGCAUUCACCAAUGCUCUCAACGUGAAUCGAGACAAUAUCCUUGCGUAUCUCUGUGGCCUCGACAUAACUCUUCCUGACGACGUAGUGGAAUCUUUACGCAAUUAUGUCUUUGAAAGCAGACAUAGUCAUGGCGCACUCUCCACACUCUUUGACCGCUUUCCCUCCCUGCUGCCUCCCUCCACUGAGCACCUCUAUAUCAUGUGCAAACGGGCUAACUAUGUUUUGCUCCAACUUGUGUUGGCUCGCACAGCGGUGAUUGGCUCAUCGCCAUCAAUGUUGUUUGGAAGUCUCGACAAGGACAACCAACUUCUCAUUCAUGCCGUGUCCGGCGACAGUCUAGACAUUGUGACGUGUAUUUGCGAGCACCACCCUCGGUUGGAGCUCCAGGUGGACCCGUUUCUAAUUUACCAAGCUGCCGUCCAUGGCAACAUGUCGCUGAUUCAUUACCUUCGUCAGGUCUUCCCCAACGUUGGAUGCCUGUCCUUCUCAAUGGACGAAAUCAAGAUCAUGAUGGGGAAGGACAUCAACAUCUUCACCUACCUCUCGGAAAAUCGUCAUAUCCUGGUCCCUCGAGAACCAAGGGAUAACCGUAGAUUCAAUAAUACGGAUCGAAAGGGUCCCAGACUUUUGUGCGAUGACUUUCAUGACCUUGGCGAGGUCAAUGAAUCGCUCGAUUGGAUUAUAAAGUGA